This is a messenger RNA of Anopheles maculipalpis, 20230 nucleotides long. It is a transcript of the gene spen, whose product is annotated as protein split ends. Gene Ontology annotation, cellular component: nucleus. The transcript has 12 exons. Gene Ontology annotation, molecular function: mRNA binding. The coding region runs from base 62 to 20230 and encodes 6722 amino acids. Gene Ontology annotation, biological process: regulation of transcription by RNA polymerase II. NCBI's taxonomy places the organism in Eukaryota, Metazoa, Arthropoda, Insecta, Diptera, Culicidae. The record is from RefSeq and is a predicted model, not a curated record.
CGCGUUGUGAGCAAUACCGCCAAACGAGCAUCCGCCUCCAUGAAGCAUCAGAGGCUAGAAAAUGGUACGCGAGACUCGACAUCUGUGGGUUGGAAAUUUACCCGAAACGGUACGAGAGGACAAGCUAAGGGAACAUUUUAAAAGAUCGACGAUCAGCAGCCAUCCACGAUUGUCGUCUGGAAGUGGAAGUAGCAGCUGGUACAACGGAGGAACAACCAAUAACAACAACGAUAAGAGCCCAACUUCCUCCCAUCAGCAUCCAUCCGGUUCGCUAGCCUCCACGCAAUUGCAGGAUAUUAGAAUAGGAGUCAGCCAUAACAACAGUGUAAACAACGUUAAUAACAACAACAACAACAACAACAAUAGCUAUGAUGGAUAUGCUGUGAAGCAACAAAAGUCGCAACAAUCACUCCCGAAGUCUCAUCGAUCCGGUUCGGAGUCGGAAUCGCUAAACGAUCCGCAUCUACACUACCACUCCCAUCAGCACCACUCCAGCAAUCACAACCACAGCCACAACCACCUUCCCCACAAUCAACAGCAACCUCACCAUCAUCACUCAUUGUCGCGGAAUUCGUCACCGGUGCUGUCCUCCAAUCCAACAUUGCACGGUCAUUAUCAGCCGGCCAAUCAUCACCAUCUACCGAGUGGUAGUAGUAGUGGUGGUAUAACGAGUGUUGCAGGUGUCGAGCGAAGUGAACGGGCUCAUCUUAACCACCAGCAGCAGCAUCAUCUGCAGAACCAGCAGCACCACCACCUGCACCAUCAUCGGUCGGCGUCACGUUCGCGAUCACGCUCGCCCAGCAGUAGAUCGUCCUCUUGUUCCUCCUCGACGCACAGUAGUGGCGGCGGGGCACCGAACCAUUCUGGGGAAGCUGGCACGACGACGAACCUCUCGGGACGUAGCAGUGGCAGCGGCAGCGGCAGUAGUAGUAGUACCGGAGGAGCAUCAUCGGUUGGACUGCUGCCCUCGCUGCCGACGCCCUAUGGCCGCGGCGAUGCUGCUGCAAACUGCUCACCACCAUCCCCUUCUACUACUGGAGCAGUAAGCGUUGGACGGACUCUGCUACAAUCCGCUAUUUCCACGGCAGCUGCAGUAGCAGCAGCAGCAGCAGCAGCAGCCGCCGCAGCAGCAGCAGCAGCCGCAACAACAGCGCCUGCAGCAAUAACAUUGCCAGCAGCAACGCACCAAGAAAGUAGCAGCAGUAGCGGCCACAGUGGCUGUACUGACGGCCCGGACGGCGGUAACGCUAAUAAUGCAGCUAACGGCUCAGGCAAUCAAGGCAGAAGCAGUAGUAGCAGCAGCAGCAGCAGCAGCAGUUCGAGUAGCACCAGUUCAAGACACAGUUUUAGCGGUGCAUCCGUUGCCGGUGGUGGAGGUGGAGGGGGUGCAUCGUGCACUAGCGUCACAACGACGUCGUCGACCGCUGGUGGAGCAGCAGCAGCAGCAGCAACAGCAUCUGCAGCAGCUCCAAUCAGCAGCGGCGGUGGAGGAGGAGGCGGUGGCGGCGGCUACGGUGGAGCAGGUGGAGGAGGAGGAGGAGGAGGUGGAAGUGCGGGAGGAACAGGCAGUGGAGCAGCAGUGCUCAGUAACGGGAGCUCUGGCGGCGGUGGUAGCACGAGUUUGAUCAAUUGUCAUUCGGACGAUAACCGCCCGUUGGCAAUUUGCGUCCGAAAUUUGCCUGCCCGCUCGUCCGAUACCUCACUCAAAGAUGGCUUGUUCCACGAGUACAAGAAGCAUGGAAAAGUGACCUGGGUGAAGGUGGUCGGUCAAAAUACCGACCGAUACGCGCUGGUCUGCUUCAAAAAACCGGAAGAUGUCGACAAGGCGCUGGAAGUGUCCCACGAUAAGCUGUUCUUCGGCUGCAAGAUAGAGGUGGCACCGUACGCGGGCUACUACGACGUGGAUGACAACGAGUUCCGACCGUACGAGGCGGAGCUGGAUGAGUACCAUCCGAAGUCGACACGGACACUGUUUGUCGGCAAUCUCGAGAAGGACAUUACCGGGAGUGAGUUGCGUAAACAUUUCGAGUGUUUUGGUGAAAUCAUAGAGAUAGACAUCAAGAAGCAGGGUGUGAGCGCGUACGCGUUUUGUCAAUAUUCGGACAUUGUGAGUGUAGUGAAAGCGAUACGGAAGAUGGACGGUGAGCAUCUUGGCAACAAUCGCAUUAAGCUCGGGUUCGGCAAAUCUAUGCCAACUAACUGUGUGUGGCUGGAUGGGGUCUCGGACAGUGCAAGCGAGCACUAUCUGGCAGCACAGUUCAAUCACUUCGGCACGGUGUCGCAGGUGAGCGUCGAUCGGGAUCGCAAGCUAGCGCUUAUUUACUACGAGCAAGUGCAGCAAGCGCAGGCGGCAGUGAAAGAGAUGCGCGGUGUGAUGUUGCGCGGCCGCAAGCUGCAGGUGGACUUUGCGUCUCGCGAGUGUCAGGAGGCGUUUUUCGAUAAGUUAGAUAAGCAACAAUCCGGGGGCAGUAUAUCUUCGUCGUUCGGAUCGCCCCGCUUCGGUGGCGUUACAGGAAUCGCUGGAGGCGCUAGUAAUAAUAGUAGUGUUAGUGGAAAUGUUAGUAAUAGUAGCAGCACCGGCGUUGGUGGCACCAACAGUGCUAGUUUGAACAGUACUAGUAGUAACAGCGGGAGUAAUAGCAACAGCAAUAUUUCGAUCCGCAACCGAUCCGGUGCAUCGUUCAGCCGUCCAGGCAAUCCGCUCAGUGGUAGAGGAGGAAGCGAUACCGGGUCAGCUGCUGUGAAUGCGAACGUCGUCGGUGGAAGCGCUUCGCCUCGCGUUGACCCGCUAUCACUAGCGUCGUCAUCUUCGGCAUCGGUGGCCGCAUCGUCUGCAGCGGCCGGUGUUGUUGGCGUCGGUAGUGUUAGUUCGCGGGGCGGUAACAGUGGGUCGACAGGCGGUGGUGUUGUUGGUGGAUCAUCCCGAUCACGAAAUGUGCGAUAUUCGAGCGAAGACUACUACUCAGAGGGUGGUGGUAGUGGUGAUAGGCGACUUCGUAGUUACGACGAAUAUAGUCAAGGAUCGGCCACCAGCUCGACGCACGAGGAUGAGCGGUACGACCAUCAUGAGCAUAAUAAUGGUAACAGUGGCAAUAAUGCUGCUGGUAUCACUGGUGGUAGUGCCCAUGUUGGAUCCUCGAGUGGAGGAGGAGGCUACAGUCGGAGUAGUAGCCUCAUAGACCGCUUAUCUGGAGCUCACCAUCACCACCACCAUCACAAUUCAUCAUCGUCCGACUCUCCACCCUCGUCGUCUGCGCCAUUGCCCGGAGGUAAUGCUACGGGUGCAGGAGCAGGAAGUAGCUGUUUGUCAUCCUCGAUACAAUCCCGCCUAGGUGGCGAUGUUGAUCUAUCACCUUCGUCGACCGGUAGUAGUAUACGGAAACGCAGCGAGAAAGGCACAGGUGGCGAUAGUAGUAACAUGCGUUAUCUGCAGAAGGAGCGUGUACAUAUAUUAGAACAGCUAGAAGAAUGCCCGUCCAGUGGCGAUGAGUUGGUUAGCCCCAAGAAGCGUAUCAAAUACAAUUCUGACGGACACCAUCAUCACCACCAUCACCAUCAUCAUCACGGUAGUGAUUCAGAUCGAGAUCGUGAUCAUCGCGAUCACCGUGAUCUUCGUGAUCCGUCGCCUGGAACACCUGUUGCGGGUGGCGUUGGUGGUGGCCCUGCCGCAGUCAACAGCAACAGUAGUAGCAGCAGCAGUAGUAAUAACUUGCAUCACUAUAACAGUCACCACCACCAUCACCAUCACCAUCAUCAUAGUAACAACAACAGCGAUAGUGGAGGAAUGGGAGGCGGAGGCGGUAUUGGUGGAUCCUCGAUCAGUGGCAUACAGUCAUCAUCCGCACUGACGCACCGGAAAUCGAUGGAGGUACGUCGACUGUCCGAGUGUAACUUGCAAACAUCGAAGCAAUCGUCAUCCUCAUCGACCUCCGCAUUGACUGGUGCAGGAGUUGGUGGUGGAGGAGUAGGAGGAGGAGGUAGCCAUAGCAGGAGACCGUCCACCGAAAGCACAUCGUUACACCAGCGUCACGGUAGCAGCAGUAGCAGUAGCGGUAUCAGUGCUUCCAUUUCGAAUCAAUCACACCUGGACGGCGGUGGCGGUAGUAGCAAUCACUCGUUGUACUCGCAUCACUUGAGCAAACGACGAAAAAUGAUUGCUUCCGAUAGUGGUAGUGGAGGUAACGGCGGCACACAAACCGUACCGUCGUCCGGUACAACGGCGUCGAAUGGUGGUGCAGCUAGUAGUAGUUCUACUGGCAACAGCAGUGCUAACAGUGGAGGUGCAGGAUCUUCAGCAGGAAGCGGAGCGAGUAGUUUGACAACCUCAAACGAGCAUCACCAUUCAUCACGCGGGCGUGGCCAUCAGCUGCACUCCAUACAUUCUCAUGAGGCUAGUGGAGGCGAAAGCGCGGACGGUUCGCGACCCGGCACCCCACUGUGCGAUGAACGACCGGAGAAUCUAUUGCCUAGUGAACCUCGCCGCAUACCCACGGGACGAUCGUACAAUCAGGAACCUCUCGUACUUCCGCUACCUCGGUUUGCGGUGCAGGUGUUUCAGCAGAGUCGGCUCAACGCAUUACAACAGCUGCAGCAAACUGCUACGUCUACCACCGGGACAUCAGCUAGCGGCGGAGUGUCUGCUUCGUCGUCGUCCUCUUCGUCAUCCUCAUCCGCUUCAUCUUCGUCGACCGUUGAUAGGCAGAUGACGGCGAGUGGGAACAACGGUGCCAAUGCAGCCGCCGCUACGUCCUCGAUUGGAUCAUCUUCUGGAGCGUUAUCCUCUAGCAGUGCAAACCAGAUUCACCCGUCAUCUUUUACGUCCAAUUCUAGUCUGCAGAGCAAUAGUAGCGCCCUGUCCAGCCCACCGCCCGUUGGUAUAGCGUCCUCUAAGCUGACGACGCCUUUGCAAAUUAACACUAUGCAUACAUCAGGGACGACAUCCGGGAGUAACAGUUUUAACAUGGCCGGUAGUGGUGUGUUCUCGAUGUUGGACACAGCAAACGAGAUGGUCCCAGCCAGUCCACCGCCACGAGCUUCCUCCGUUAGUUCAACCUCCAGCGAUUCGAGUGAUCUUGGCCUUUCGCUUGAUGAGCGUAUCAAAACGCUGGAUGAAAAGUUUGAAAAGUGGUCUGGUAGCACACAGGCGGCUUCUGUUGGUCGGCUAGCCGUGGGUAACAGUGUCACCAUUGGUAAUACCAGCACUGCUGCAACCAUCGUCAAUAACAGUGGCAGUAAUAGUUCGAGUGAUCUUCAUUUUCUAAAUGAUCGCCAUCAUUAUUCUACGAGCAGCAAAGGAUAUUCUAAUCAUCAUUCCUCCUCCUCCUCCUCUCUCCAUCAUCACCAUCAUCAGACGCAACAGCAGCAACAAUCGUUUAGCAAUCAUAUUGCGGGAAGCAGCAGCAGCAGUUUGCUAAACCAUCAUCACGCUCAUCACCUGCAAUCACCACUGUCUGCUGGAUCAUCGUCUAACUCUUCCUCCUCCCUAGCGGCCACGGGCUCGUCGUCGUACCGGCACAAGUUUCUUGAUCUCGAUGUACAUGAACUUCCCCCUUCGGACAUCGUCAAGUCCGUUCUUUCGAAGAAAUCGAUCUUUGACGAAGAUCUCAAGCGGUUAGAAAAUAUUGACGACAAAUAUGAGCCUCGUGAUUUUUCCAACUAUUCGAAAACCAGUGCCACUUUGGCUUCGGCUGCUACGAUCGCUACCGUACUGGGCAACAGCAUUGCUGGUACGAUCGGUGCUCCAGCAAUGGUCCAACAAGUAGGAGUGGCCCUGGGAAAUGUUUCACCUGUCAUAGCAAACAGUGUUGUGUCGUCGGCUAGUGCAUCUCCGGUGCAUUUUGGUUCAAUGAAAUCGUCAGUACCAUCAACGACGUUAGUAGCCUCCACCGCUCAACAACAAAAUCCAGCUGGUGCUCCAGUUUUAACUGCAGUAAACACAACGGCACCGACUUCUGUUACGACAACCGUUUCACAAACAACAACAGCAGCUGUAGCGGUUGCAACAACUACUGCAGCUCCCACCGCUGUACCGCGGGUCAGUGGCAGUAGUGCUUCGGUAUCACCUAUGAACAGCCCACAGCCGUACAACAGUCCUAACCCGUCAGUAAAAUCCUGCCUUCAGUAUCCUUUUCCCAGCCAUCCACCAUUGGCUCAACAAGCAUUAUCGCCGUCGUCCGGGUCCAGUGGUGUCACAACAACAACAACAGCAACGACCAGCAAUAGCAGUAGCGGCACUGACACUGGAGUCACGACCGUAACAGAGUCCCUGGACGUCUCGCCGUCAACAACGACGACUGAAGCGAAAACAGUGACAUCGCAUGCAUCUGUGGUGGAUAGCGAUAGUAGUAAUCCUUCCGGUUUACUGCUCACCAAUCCGAUAAGCGGCACCAGUAGCAACGACAACGAUCCAACAGUUACGUCAUCCCCGUCCGUUAAUAAUAAUAGUAAAGAUAGCAGUAGCAGUAACAAUACGACAAAUACUGGUUCAUCGACUAUUGCUACUACUAAUAAUCACAAUGCGGCGGCUAUCGCAACAGUUGCUAAUGCUGCCGCCGCCACUGCAUUAUCGUCGUCGUCGUCGUCGUCGUCAUCAUCAUUAUCUUCGUUGUCGUCGUCAACCAGUAAACCAAAGACCAAUGUUUUAAAUAAAAGUAUUAGUUUAACGGAAAAAACAAGUACAAACGCUAGCGGUAACAACAAUAAUAAUUUAAUAAACAAUAGUGAUAAUCUAAAUAGUAGUAGCAGCAGCGGUGGUAGCAACGCUAGCACUGGCACUGGUUCUAGUGUUAACCAUCCGUCUUCAGCAACUGCGGUUGUAUCGUCGUCAGAAGUAACACCAACGACAGUAGCGAGUAUACCACAAGUACAGAAUCAGAAACUGUCCUCUUCUGUGUCGUCGGCUUCGUCAGCCUCUACUUCGUCGUUGUCGUUAUCGUCAUCAUCAUCAUCAGCAGCAGCAGCAAUAGUAGAGUCGUCCAUAACUAGUAACUAUAAUGUGGUUGUGAAGAGUAGCAGUAGCAGCAGUAAUACUAAUGCAGCUGCAAACAGCGUACCGGGAAGUACAAACGUUGGUACGAUCAAGCUGGGCAUGAGUGGCAAUGGUGAUGGCAGUGCACCACCAUCCCAUGAAGUAGUAGUACCGCCUAUGCAUUCCAGUAGUAAUAGUGGAUCGCAGAGAGAGGAAUCAUCUAGCAGCAAAACUACCAACAGUAUCGGGAGCAGUGGCAGCAAACAUCACAAGGAUCGACGAAAACUAUCCACCGCGUCGUCUACCUCAUCGACAUCUUCGUCGAGUGUAGUAUCGUCUCCGAAUCCUGCCUCAGCUGGUACCGCCUGUGGGUUGAAUGUAGCGGAUGAGCAUCCUGAAGAAGUGACAGCACCAUCAGCAACUUCGUCGGCAUCGUCAAAACAUUCGAACAAAUCGAACAAGUCCAACUUACACACCCACCAUCAUCAUCAUCACCAUCAUGGUGAUCACAGUCACCGGAAUAGUGGUAGUCACCAUAACCAUCGUCAUCACAGUGAUAGCAUCAGUAGCAAUAGUAGCAACAGCAGCAGUGGUAGUAAUGUUAGCGGUUCCAAUAGUGUGAAGAACUCCUACAAAGAACACGAUCGUAAUCACGUGUCUGCUAGUAGUGAGCUUUCAGCUAUUGGAGGUGGGUCGUCUGCAAUGAACAGCAGCAGUUACCGAGAUGAAUUCGAUCGACUGAAGCAGGAAGCGGCUGCUGCAGCGGCAGCGGCUCACACAUCUGGUGGAUCAUUGAAGCGCAGAGAUAAGGAUCGAGAGGAGCGACCUGUUAACGACGAUGAAUCACGCAAAGUAAAGGAAGAUGUCAGUAACAGUCAUGUGGAUCAUCGUGAAAAGGACAGUUAUGCUGUUGAAAAAGAUCGAUCGAGAGAACAUCAUAAGCGAAGCGAUGAGACGACAAAAGAGCACGAAAAAGAUCGUCGCAAUGCGAAGGCAAGUAGUGGUGGGAUGUCGAACGAUUCCGAGCAAUUGAAAGAUUCGUCGGGACACAAAAAUCAAUCAUACCAUCAGGACGAGUCCUUGCAACAUCUUCACCAUCAUCAUCGAGAGCGCUCUUCGGAUAAGGAUCGCCGCGAUCGUGUCAACUCCACUGGCAGUGGAUCUCCAGCAAGAAGUUCAUCUAAACGACGUCUUAGUUCGCAAGACAGCGUUGAAUCGUCUUUGGAGGAAGCGACAUCGCUUAAAAAGAUACGGUCCAGUGCUUCGCAGGACGGCAGUUGUACUGUUGCGAUGCUAUCUACCGGUGGAAACGGAUCGAAAAGUGGGGAAAGAAGAGAGUCUGGCAAAGAAGGUCGACGAGAGAGCAGUAAGUAUCACCAUCACAAAAGUAGCAGUCGAACGGCGGAGGUUGGUGCUGCUGCUAGCGGUGGUAGUCAUAACCACCGAUCAGAAAAGAUCUCAUCCAAAUCCAGCGUAGCUAGUAGCGGUGGCAAUCCUACUGCUGCAGUCCCAUCGACAACGGCGAACCAUGUUGGCUCGUUGGAGAAAGGAUCUUCGGCUAAGCACACAGAAAAUCAUGUGAUCGACAAACAACAGGCAUACUUGCUAGAAGAGCGUCGUAAAGAGAUCAUGAUAGCGAGUGAAGACCAUCAUCACCAGAUUGGUGCUGUUGCUGCGGGAGGAGCAAUCAGUGUUACUACAGGUGGCAAUAUUGGCAGCAGUGGUGGUGUAUCCCAUCAUCAUAAGCGCAAGGAACGUUAUCACGAUAAACACAAGUCAAAGAAAAAUCGCGACCCAACACGUGACAAAGAAAACACAUUGAAUGCAAACUUUCCUGCCGAUAGCUAUGGCGAAAAUCGAUCAACAAGCGACGAAGAAGAGCAGAGUAGAAUACGCUACAAAAAGGAACGAAAGGAAUUGCAGGAGUUUGCGAAACAGCGCCAUCAUAGUUCUAGCAGUACGGGCAUUGGACUGGAUGGAGUAGACUACAAGUUGGCUGUCAAUAAGCUAAACUGCGGCAGUAGCGGAGGUGGUAGAGCGGAUCGCAAAUCGUCACAACCCGUCAGCCGCGCAGAGUCAUCUGCCGAAGAAGGGCGCGAAAAGAAAAAAUGUCGAUCGAACAGCAGUCGUAAGGCGAACAGCUCUGAUACGGAUGAUUCGGAUGAACCUAAGAAGCAUUCAAUCUUCGACAUUCCCGAUGAUGGGCCUAAUAUAUCCAUGUACGACAAGGUGAAGGCUCGAUCUUGCAAAAAUAUGCAGAAACAGGAGGAGGAAAAGAAAAUCAAAGCCAAGUUUUCGCAAUUAAAGCAGUGCAGAGCGAAACGGGAGGGUAAAAACCGAUCGAAAAGCUGGGAAGAAGGCGACGAUUCUGAUUCCGAUGCAAUGCACUCAGACACGACCAUCAACAGCAAGUACAAUCACAAAGAUCCUAACAAAAGUGGCAUGGUGACAACGACUGAUGACGAAGACCACGCUUCUACAACACCCCGAUCGCGACGCAAUUUCAAGGGUUCAUCACUGGCUUCCGACUCAGACGAAGGGCCUGAUCAUCCGCACCACCAGCAGCGCACGGCAAUGUUCAAUCGCGAUCGGUUGAACGAUCUGUGCGAUGACGAGAGCAGUGAGGGUGGUGGAAAUUUGAUGCUCCAUAAUGUGGGUGAUGGGCGCGAUAAGUUGAAUCGUGACCAUCAUCAUCGGCAGCAGAAACAGGAUUACCACGAAAAGAAUGUUCGACGCAGUUCUGGUGAAGAUAAGAAGUUAUCUCGCAAGAAUUCUCGCUCUACGCGUAUACAAUCAGACACGGAAACGGACGACGAAGCGAUAUCACGUGAAAGAUCCAAGAUGAAAGUAUCGAGUGGCGCUAGUCGGUGCGAGAGUAGUAUGAUUUCGGAUGCAGAAUUCAAUCACAUCAACGAUAAUAUUGGGCGUAUGUUUGGUGGCAGUUCGGAAGCCAAAGAACAGCUAUGUCGGAAUGCAGGUAGUGAGCAGGAUGUUAAGAUCAAAAAGGAAGUUAAGAGCGAGGAUGAGUGCGCAAUGGAUGAAAGCAAAAAAGGCACUACCAACGUUCCAAUAUCGCUGUCUGCUUCAGUAAGUCUUAGCGAUGGCUUGAAACAAGCUAUGGUUAGUGAAGACCGUAAACCAUCCACAUUUGCUCUUAUCGCCAGUGAUAUAUCGGAUGAUGAUUUGGUGAAAACGGUAGUGAAAUCGGAAUAUCCGCCACACAACUCUAUUUCAUCGCUACCGGUAACACCGACAACCGCAUUAAUAUCAUCGAUCAAGCGUGAGCCGAUCGACGGUUUAAAUUUGUACAAGUCAUCCAAGGAACGCCAACAUCAGUUGUGCGAUCAAUCCGGAUCGGAUGGAACUGAUUUAAUGCAUCACACGGCAUCUAAAGCGGACAUGAGUCAAACGGAGUCGAAGAAAAGACACAAGAAAAAACAAAAGCGCAACAAAGGUCUCGAUGGCAGUAGUGGCAAUUACGAGCAGCUGGAGAAAGAAAUGCCUACAACGCCCAAAACCUCCGAUGUGCGUGGCGAUGAUACAGAAACGAUUGUUACUGCUGCUAUGGCUCAGUUUAACUCCACACCAUCGGCAGUCGGUGCUGAUAGUAUUAACUGCGGCAACAUUUCACUGGCAGGCCUUUCUGCCGGUGGCAUCAUCAGUCAGCAAACAACGAAUGUUACCUCUGUCGCAACGCAGUUGAGUGAAGAUUCGAAAAAAUCAACGUGUGAAGAUCAUCACUCCUCAUCGUCUUACAACAAGAAGAAACACAGCAGUGGAAAGAAAGAAAAGCGACGAGAUCGGUCUAAGGAAGACCACGAAAAAUCAACCUCAUCCUCGUCGAGUCGUUCGAAGAAAUCAAAAAAUCGCCACAAAGAAGGUGCUAGCGGUGGCGGCGGUACAGCUAGCAGCAUCGCUGGCAAUGUUUCUGGCAGCGCCAAUAGCAAAUUUCUUGACAUGGAACUGUUUGGCCCGAUAUCGGAUGAAGAGUCGCAACACUCGUCCGUGGAAACGGAAGCAUCUCAUGGUAAGCAAGGUUCGGUAGAACCAGAUGAGAGCAAGGAGGAGGAUUUGCAGCACCAGAAUACCGAACAUAAGGAUAGAGCUAUUCCAACGGACGGAGGAGGACUACCAACGUUGAUGGGCGAAUUUUCCAAAACAAUUGCGGAGAAUCAACAAAACUCAAUUGCCAAGCAGCAGGAGUUAUCUUCUACUUCAACGCAAAGCGCCACAUCAGCUGAUCCACUCACUGACAAGGAAUCGCGCAAGCGCAGCAAAGAGAAGAAACGGCGUGAUCGUGAGAAAUUGCGUGUCUCGAUGGCGAUGCUCAAAGACGAAGAAAACAGUGUCGAUUUGGAUGAAGCUGGUAGGGCGCUCGAAGCGCAGCUGAUGAGUGAUAACGAUCAGAAGGUUGAAGAUGUGUCACCGGCAUCUACUAUUGCCAGCGCUUCUCUCAGCGGAAAACGCUCCUCAGUUGAUGUGUUGGACGUGUUUCGUUACACGGAUGGAGAUGGCGACGACAGUAUGGAGACGUCGUAUGGAGAGAAAAAGGAUUUGCCAUCAGCUUCCUCCAACGAGCACAAUCGCAAAGAUAAGAAAAAGAAAAAGAAACGUGGAAAAGAGGAGAAACACAAACAUCAUCAUAAUAGUGGUAGCUCGCUAGGCAGUGGCAUUAGUACGACUGCCAAUAACACCAUAGGUAACAAUAUUGUACACAGCGGGUCUACACUAGCCCCGAUAACUGAUGGAAGUAGCAGCGUUUCUCACAACAGUCCCUUCGGAAGUAAUAGCAAUCAAGUAAACAGUCAUUCAAAACCACAACCAUCUACUACGACGCCUGUUACGCCGACGAUCACUAAACUGUCUCUUGAUAUCAUUUCUGCCCAGCAAGACGAUUUGAAACAUAACUUCAGUAAACCGUCGCCCAGUUUGCCAUGUCUGCUUGAUGAAAGUCCACCUCCAUCCAACAAACAGCAGCUGACAGCGCAAAUGAAUGCUCGCGAGUCCACCGGAACGGGAAGCGCGGAGGAGCGAAUAAUAUCAUCCUCGUCUUUACCAGGUGUUACUGAGGCUAAGCGGGAAAUAACAUGUUCUACGCCAACAUAUGACAUGGAAAAGACAUCAGUUGUCCCGGACGACAAAACGAGCUCCUUUGUAGGAGGCACUACUAAGCAGAAGAUUGAACAGAUGGAAAAAUCGGAACUUCCGGUACCACCAUUUGGAUACGACCUUGACGAACAAUUGCACGAGAAAGCAGUAAUGUCUAUUUCGGGCGAAUUCGCAGAUAAGCUUAGCAAAGCCGACAAAGGAACUGCGGUGGAUGGGAAAGAGACAGAGCUAAAGCAUCAAGUUAACGAGAAGCAAAAAUUGGACGAAUCGAAAUUGCAACUCAUUGAGGAAAAAUCGCGCGUAGUGAUCUCGCAGGAAGAAACUGAAGAUGCCGUAGCAGCAUUGCUUGGCGAAAGUUUCGGCACGUCCAAUACACCCGAUUUCUCCGACAUGUACAGCGAUCCAGUUGAAGAAGAGCAAUUGUCUUCACAGUUACACGUCGAGGAUGAGCCUCCCCAGAUACCGGAGGAAGACGACGAAGAGAUGAAGAAGGCAAUCAUGAGCUUGAAUGCGGAAGAGCUGGACAUGAAGGAAGCGGACACGCCGCAAUCGGAGCAUGAUUUGCAAAUCGACACAGACACUGAGGAUACGAACCUGGAUGACGACCACCAGUCCAGUUUGCUACGUUUCGAUAAUCCACCAAAAACACCCGACGUUGAUCUGAGUCAGAUUGGCAAACCGUUGAUCGAAGGAUCGCAAUUGACAAAAGUCGGCGACAGCCUAACGACUACAAUAGUCGCGGAAAGUAGCAGUUCAGGAAGUAGUAGUACAACGAAAAAGGAUGAUUCUAGUGGGAAAUUGGAGAUGCCCUCUACACCGGGUAAAAAUGUGGCUAGUGAUUCGCCAUCGCAAGCCAGCUCUGACGAAUCGUCUGCUCAAUCAUCGGUCAAACUCAGUGGACGUCCAUCAAAAACAUCCGUACCAAUGCUGGAGUCAUCGAAAGUAAGCGCUGCUUUCAAGGGAACAGCGGUUGUGCAUGACGGUGUGUUCUCGGUCAAUAUACAAAACCAAAAAAUCAUUAUACCAACGACGACGUCUCCGAGUGCUAAGGAGCGUGAGCGAUCAACCGUGUCCGUUGUGGGUAACAUAGUGGAUGUGAAAUCGAAGACUAUUGGUGUUGACCCCAGUUCAACGUCGACAGCAAUAAUAACGUCCACAGUGUCAGUAUCGCUGGCAGGGAAUCAGUCUACAAUCAAAUUAAAUACAUCCAGUCCAACCACUCCCCAAAGUCCAAGAUCGAUCAGUAUUGGACUAUCGUCUCAACAACCAGCAUCGCCAGUCACUGGACUUUCAUCAGCAGCCAACUUACGCCACCAAUAUAUAGUACAAACACCCCCUACAAUCACUAUUCCCGAACAGCAACCGGUCAUCUAUCAUCCGGUGUCAACACCGACGGAUGCUACUCCUCGCGGUCCAACAGUUGCUACAUUGAAUAGUGGAGGUACUAGCGUUCAAUCGCCAAAACAGCAACUACAAAUCGCUCCACAGUCUCCAUUUGCACGAACGUCAUCGCCAACCGCACUUCGACAAUCUGCAAAUAGCAGCAAUCGACAGUCUCCGCAGCUCAGCCCCAUCAUGCAGUCGGGAAACAGUCCUCAAGCGAUGAUUAUUCACCACGGUGGACAUAUUGUAGUACAUUCGCCAAACGCAUCCCAAGCCCAAGGAUCAACUUUAGGACAGGGAGGAUUCCUAUCUCAGAAAUCAGUGACACCGGUGACGGCACCAGGAGCUGCUGGACAUCAGUAUCAACAUCAUCAUCCGUCGCAGCAUCAUUCGUCACAGGGUGCACGUAUGCCAUUAGCAGGAGGAGGACAGCUGAAACCUGUAUCCCUUACAGGAGGAUCGCCGAAACCAAACGAACAACAUCCGAUCAAGACUCAGUUCAGCAGUGGUGGAAGCCCUGGAGCAAUGCAAAGAAUCAUUACAGCCACUGCAGCACCAGGCUCUCCGUCUAGUAUGGCUAAUUUGGUACUAGAUUCCACUCCUACUAAAUCCAAGAUCGUGGUAAACGCAACGAGCAGCAGUUCAACAACAUCAGUCUCACUGUCAACAGCACAUGCUACUGGCAAAUCGAUAGAUACUUCGCCUAAAACUACGCCCACCGUAGUUGUAGCAUCCUCCACGCUCGCAGGAACACCGGUUAAGACAACCACGAUUGUGACACAUCAACCCAUAAACAUAACAUCAGUAACGCAUGCUCAGCAAACGAGACAACAGUCGGCAAUAACUGUAACUACUGCUAAAAGUUCAUCACAGGCUCAAUCUGCAACGACUACUGUAGCGUAUCAAAAAUCAGUCGCAGAGCAAAACACAGCUACCCUUGGCAAGGGAAAACCGUCUGAUAUUAAGACGAAUUCGAUAUUUGCAGCUGCCAGUAAUGCAAUAUCAACAAUAACAUCCAAUCCUAAUCAUCAACCAAUUACGCCAAUUACGUCAGAACCGGUAUCCAAAUCAUUGUUUACCUCUGACGAGUUGUUGAAAGGAUCGGCAGCUAUCGUUGCUGUUUCGGCCGAAAAGAAAUCAGAGUCUGAAAAGAAAGAAAGCUCGAACGAGAAGAAAUCCAGCGAACCCAACACGAAACAGAUGUCAGUAUUGGAUGAUUCGAAACCAACGGCAUCAACGACGCUGGCAACUACUGUUAGCGUAGAUGAUCAGGAAACAGACUCAAAAGAGGACAGCGAUUGCUGGUCCACAAAGGAGAUCAACAUAGACUCUGUGAUUAAGAAAGUUGAUGCGUUGUGUUCGGAAGAUGAUUCGUCUUCUUCGCAACCCACUGCUGCGGUUGCUGCCGUGAGUAAUAUCAGUGCUAUUGAUAAAGCAGCUUCCACCAUUGAAAUGGUGGCUAAAGGAGGUGGGGAAGAUAUAACGAUCAAAACACCGUCGUUGCAGCAAGAAGAAUCUAAAGGAGAUUCUGGAGAUGCUACAGGAGAAUACAGCAAGAAAUCGGAAACUGUCUCCACGAAGUCGGUUGAAGAUCAACGUUGUGUUGGUACUAGUGGGACUCCUGCAACACCAGUCAUCGAUGACGAGGAAGUCGAGGAUGCAGUAGCCGGUGAAGCAUCGGAGAAGGAAAACGUAGCACGUGGCAGCAGCACCACCGGUAAGCGUGGUGGUCGUCCUCGCGGAGGUCGUAAAACAUCGGAAAGUGGUCAUAGCGUUGUGGUUGGUGGAGACAAACAGAGCACAACCAUUGGGACCGACCAAACGGUGCUUGAAACCGGUAUUCAAACACGUACCAGAGGUGGGAAAACUCCUGCCGGCAAACGUGGUCGUGGUGGUCGCGGUGGUGGUGGUGGACGUGGAGGUGGUACAGUUGGUAUGGUAAAUGUAUCACAAACGAUAACCACGCCACUUACAUCAACAACGCUGACUCCGGGAACGCCUAGACCCGUUGGUGGAACAAAAGCCGGAAUGCACAUGGGCGGUUCGUCCGAUGUGUACGAGUUCCACGAUGAUUCAGGAGAGGAUGUUUCCAACUCGGAUAAGAUGCUACCUAGCGCUGAUGGUGCUCGUCCACGAUUGAUUUUGACCAUCAAAAAUCAGACUGCAGUUACGACGGCAACUUCUGCAACUGUCACCAGUAGUGCUCCGGCGACAGUAAUAGCUACAACUACCGCGAUCACAACUAGCUCUAGCAGCAGUCCUACAGCAACGCAGUCUGUGGCCACAAUAGUCAAUACCAAUGUGACUACCAAUUCGGAAACCUCAGUUUCCUCUGUUCCUACCACCGUAGCACAACAACAACCACAAGCAACUAUGACUUCCAACGCGCCCUUGAUGUCACAGACACCGCAGCAACAGCAGCCACAGCCACAACUACAGACAUCACAACCAACGCAACCAUCGCCAAGUUCCGAUGAACCUCACGGCUUGUCGAACAUGGAGAACGCUAUUAAGGACGAACAGCAGGCGAUGGCAGUGAAUGCGGUCGGUAUUCUAUCGGCAGCAGCAGUUGCGGCAGCAGCCAACACAAGAAAAUCCCGCCGACUUCAAGAGAAGGAUGGACGCAGCACUAUCGACGACAUUAUCGAAGAUGUGAUACGUAACGGACCUUCGCCGAAAGUGGCUGGUGCAGGAACUGGGUUGCAACAACAACAAUUACCACCACCACACCAGCCCGGCGUUGUUUUGGCACCGAAUACACCGCAACCACAAAGCAUUGCUCCGGCACUUGGCCAGCAACCAUCAAAUAUUGUAACCGUCAACCAAGCGGCGGUAGGGUUGGUGCAACAGCAGCAGCAACCUCAGGUGGUUCUUCAGCAGCAGCACAUUGUUGGUACUGCAAGUGCUAUUGGAGAUCAGCAACAGCCAGGUGUCCAUACGACGCGUCGCACCACUCGACAGAAUGCAACAACUUUGACUCCAACUGCUGGGUCAGCCGAUAUGCGUAAAUCACCGCGCAGCACUCGCAAAGGCAAAGACCGUAAAAUUUCCGAAACAUCUACCGAUAGCAGUGACGAAAAGCCCCAACAAGCGGUAUCAUCGUCGUCAGCAAUGGCUGGAAAUACGAGUGGCAUGAAACCACAACAGGCAGAUACAAAGCCAUUGGACGAUAAGCAAGGCGCUGGUAUACUGUCCGCUACAACGCCCGUAACUCCCAGUAUGCAGGCAUCGCGUCCUAACGAGACAGCAUCGGUGGCGGAUAAAUCAAAGUCAGAAAAGUUGAAGUCUACUGACGAAGCGAAAGCACCUACCGAAAUUGGAAACGUUUCGCAACCUAAUUCACUCACUCUGAUCGAUCCGGUAACGGGAGAAAUGGCAGUUGUGCGCCAUAGCAAAGAAGGCCAGUACGUACCGAUGCCCAAUGCUCCACAACCCUUGAAGAAAGUGAUAGCGGCGGCCGCAGCAGCAGAACAACUCAAAUCGGUUGGUUCGCCUUCGUCACCGGUUUCGAUAAGCAAUAGUGCUGCUGGAUCACCAACCGCGUCGAAUCGUAUUGCUUCGACCCCUUGUUCAGUUGCAUCGCCCACAUCUUCCGCGGGUAUGAUGUUAACCACGAACAAGACGACUACGGUUGUGUCAUCACAUCAGCAGCAGCAACCGAUUGUCGUUACCAAACCGCAUACCUUGAAGUCACAUGUGCUAAAUUCUCAACAAGCCCUGCAACAACAGCAGCAGCAACAUCAGCAACAAGUUGUGAUCAAACCAGGACAACAACCGCCGCAAUCGGGUGUGUUACUAAGCCAACAGCAACAGAGCACACCGUUUGUGCAGUCCGGUCAAAUGGUUGGCGGGAAGACGAUUCAUCCCACGACGACGCCUUCGGCUCCGUUGAAACUGACAACACAACCCAUAACUACUACGGCGCUUGGACAAUCACAGCAAAUUAUAAUACACAACGCUGUCGCAGGUCAACCACAGUCGCAUGCGAUGGCCAAGCAAGCUAGUGGCAUUGGCGGAAAAUCAGCCACAACUCUGCUGCAGCAGCCGCAAGGAGGUCCUGGUGGAGCUGUUAAUAACAUACAACUGCACCAACACACAGGAACUGGCAAUCUGCUGAUCAAUAUACCAUCGAACAUGCAUUCGGCAACUGCCGUGCAAAUGUCUCCACGCUUGCAGCAACAGCAGCAACAACAGCAACAAAUGGUGAUCGCCAACGCAAAGCAACUACAAGGUCAACCAUCACAACAUCAACAACAACAACACAAGCUUCAUGUAGUUCAAGCGGCUGGCGCUCCUGGAACUGCACCGCAGCAAAUAAUAAUUCAUCGUGGAAAGCCUGGUACGGAAACAGCCGGAACUGUACAUCAGCAGCAAAUACCUGUAGGCUACACAACCGUCCUACAAAGCGGCAGCAAGAUAAUCCAACAGGCUACUUCGGCCAUCCCUGGUCAGCAGGGAUCGACCGCAGGAGGAGGUGCUGGUCCUAUUGUAACGCAAGUCCAGCAGCACAUACUUAGCAAGCAUCCGACCACAGGUCAAACGAUACAGAUUGCUACUUCGGGCGGACCUCCGGGACUUCCUGUACAUUAUCAAACGAUACAGCAAUCCGGCCAACCGACGAUCGUACACAAAGGCGCAAUUACCACCGUGCAGCAUAAGCUUGUGCAACAAACGUCUGCGCAACAAACGCAGUUGCAGCACAAGCCAAUCGAUGGAACACCAAUCGGUUUGCAUGCGAUAGCAGGAAAAUCUUCGAUCCUCCAUCAGGUACCAACGGCGGGCGGAAAGAUUGUGCAAAUUCAAUCUGCACAGAGCGGUGUGGCAGCACAGCAGCAACAGCAGCAAACGGUUAAUGCAUCGGGUCCGGUAAUAACAGCACAAGGACUUGGUCAUCAGCAGCAUCCACAGCUAACUGGUACACUACAACCCGUUGGGCUAUCGAAGCUAGCGAACCAUCAUUUAUCGACACCGUCACCACCAGCGCCGCAGCAGCAGCAGCAGCAGCAGCAGCAUCAACAAUCGCAACAGCCACCAUCUACGAAAGGCAUAUCUCCCCUGCUUCAUCAGACACCACAGAUACUGACCGGUGCCGUUGCAAGUCCCCCAUUGAAGCAAUCUCAUCUUCAAGGUCAGCAGCCAAUUGUUGCGGGUGCAAGCAGUACACGUGUUGCUUUGCCUACGAUAAGUCCACAGGGCCAGUCUGGACAUCCGCAGAUACCUCAAGGAACCAUUCAGCGGCAUAUUCUCGCACCGCAAGGAACGAUAUACGAAGCUGCUAAUUUGCGUGGUGAUAUGGCUGGGUUCAUCAAUCGGGGGCAAAGUCCUCCGCCGGCACAUCAGCAAACAUCUCCUAUAACACCGGUUCAUGGCCCCGAUGGUGGAUUCCGUGGCGGUAUGCCGAGGGACUAUGUAAAGUACAUGUACCGCAGCAGUAUCUCUAUACCAAGUAGGUCUCCCAUGAGAGAAAUGGAAGUGGAUGAAACGGUUGCUGCCAGUCCACCACUGGAAUUACGUCGCCCAUCCAGCGGACCGCGUACAACUGCCGUUCCGCUAAGUCUACAAAGCCCUGGUGAUCGUGUAACCGAUUCGCCACAAGGAGCCCAGGUGUACAUGGGAAGCGCGCGCAUACCGCAUCCUUAUCCGGAUACGUUGAACGCACGCUACUACGAACCAACCAUUGGUGGCCCGAACGGUGGUAGCGGAGGACCGAGAGCUAUGAGCACCGAACCACCGCCUGCACACCGUCCCCACAACCUGUCCACUACUGCUGUCUAUGCUGGAGCGGCAUACUCGGUCACACCAAGCCCAACGCCACCGCCAUCGGCUUCUCCGGCAACAAUGCUGCACAUGCAAAGGGAGCGGGAUCAACAGCAACAGCAACAGGUGGCUGCCGCUCUUGUGCAGACAGCCAGUGGUGGUGGUCAGCGUUUGGUUGGAGAGCGUGGAACGGCUCAGAUGCAGCCGGGAAGCGGUAGCGCAGGAUAUUACUAUCGCAACGAGGUUGAACACGAGAUACCCGAACAGUUGCAUCCCGUAACGCUUGGUCAUGGUUCGUCUGGGCCGUCCGCGCCUUUACCAGCUCAUACUGGAGGCAUACUAUCGGCUAUGGCGACACCACAGACCGUUGCUAUCGGUGGACGUAGCAUACAGGUGGCAACUCCACCAAUCAUCGGCGGUAGUAGUAGUGGUGGUGGUGGUGCAAGUGGCAAUGCACCAUCAAUGGUUUCGGUCGUUCCGACACCGCCACCUGUGCAGAAAGAUUCGCUCGACGCGCUAUUGCAGCGGUACCCCGUGAUGUGGCAGGGAUUGCUUGCACUGAAAAACGAUCACGCCGCAGUACAGAUGCAUUUCGUGUAUGGCAAUCCAAACGUGGCAGGCAGUUCCUUGCCAAGCAAUAGCGAUGGAUCAACGCCCCCGUUGCGCAUUGCUCAGCGGAUGCGUCUGGAACCGGCGCAGAUCGAUGGAGUCGCUAGAAAGAUGCAGAUGGUUAACGAACACUGUAUGCUGUUGGCGUUGCCGUGUGGUCGCGAUCGUAUGGAUGUGUUGCAACAGCAGAACAAUCUUCAGACCGGAUUCAUCACCUACCUGCAGCAGAAACAGGCAGCCGGAAUCGUAAACAUAGCGGCCCCGGGCAGUGCACAGGCGGCGUACGUUGUACAUAUAUUCCCGUCGUGUGAGUUUGCCAACGAAAAUCUGGCCCGUAUUGCGCCGGACCUGAUGCACCGGGUAGCAAACAUACAGUACCUGCUAAUCGUGAUUGCAACGGUGUAA